Messenger RNA from Eufriesea mexicana, 460 nucleotides. RefSeq names its product short neuropeptide F precursor. The record is from RefSeq and is a predicted model, not a curated record. Lineage: Eukaryota; Metazoa; Arthropoda; Insecta; Hymenoptera; Apidae. Bases 121 to 450 code for a protein of 109 amino acids. The transcript is spliced from 4 exons.
GGCACUGUCGUAUCGCCGGACUCUCUUGAAUUUCAAAAUCGCACUCCCUUCGGUGAACCGGAUCAGGGAUUCAUCAGACACGCUUCCAUUCCUUUUCAAGUUGCUCGAAGAUUUGUUAAGAUGUCAUUAAAUUUCUAUAUAACAUCGAUCUUACUGUUUGUCUUUAUUGGCUUCGUUGUUGGUGCUGAAAACUACGUAGACUAUGGAGAUGAUAUACCAGAGAAGACGCCAAUAGAAAAUAUCCAUGAGCUUUAUAGACUUUUGUUGCAACGCAAUGCCUUAGAAAAUGCAGGACUUGGUGAGAUCCCACUGGAACACCUAAUGAUCCGUAAAUCUCAGCGAUCACCUUCAUUGCGUUUACGUUUUGGACGUUCGGAUCCUCAUUUAUCUCUGGGAUUUCUACCAAGACCCAUGAAUGCCAUUCCACCAUCAAGAUUCGACGACAAAUAAACGAAAAUGG